CUAUGGCGAAUGUGAAAAGAGGCGAUUUGAACAUUGGCCCCGACACUGUGUACUUCACUACAGCAGACUCGCAAGGCAAUGCAUGCUCCUUCAUCAACAGCAACUUCAUGGGGUUCGGCUCGGCCAUUGUUCCCGAGGGGUGUGGCUUUACGUUACAGAACCGAGGGAGUGGAUUUUCAUUGGAUCCAGAGCACCCAAAUGUGAUCGCCCCAACUAAACGUCCAUAUCAUACCAUAAUCCCCGCCAUGUUAACUGAUUCAAACACAG
Messenger RNA from Mizuhopecten yessoensis (Yesso scallop), 267 nucleotides. RefSeq names its product putative gamma-glutamyltransferase YwrD. The record is from RefSeq and is a predicted model, not a curated record. The annotation marks the transcript as partial. The transcript has 2 exons. Lineage: Eukaryota; Metazoa; Mollusca; Bivalvia; Pectinida; Pectinidae.